Messenger RNA from Uloborus diversus, 981 nucleotides. It is a transcript of the gene Chmp1, whose product is annotated as charged multivesicular body protein 1b-like. Gene Ontology annotation, biological process: late endosome to vacuole transport; protein transport; endosome transport via multivesicular body sorting pathway. Lineage: Eukaryota; Metazoa; Arthropoda; Arachnida; Araneae; Uloboridae. The record is from RefSeq and is a predicted model, not a curated record. Bases 203 to 805 code for a protein of 200 amino acids. The transcript has 7 exons. Gene Ontology annotation, cellular component: multivesicular body; ESCRT III complex.
AUCAGAAACCAAAACAUUGCUAAAAUUUGGAGUCAGUGUGAGCAAUACUGUCAUGUGAAUACAAUUGUCAGAAAGAAAUCAAGGAAUGUUUAUUUAAUUAAGGAGAAUUUGAUAUUUACUUUUUGUUUUUAUUGUUGUUGACAUUGGCGUCUCUCAUUUUCCAGGAUAUAUUCAGUGUGAGACAUUCAAAUACAACAUCAAAAUGUCUGUAUCCUCCAUGGAAAAGCAUCUCUUCAACCUGAAAUUUGCUGCGAAAGAAAUGGAGAGGAAUUCAAAACGAUGCGAAAAGGAGGAGAAGGCUGAAAAGGUGAAAUUAAAAAAGGCAAUUCAAAAGAAUAACAUGGAAGGGGCUAGAAUUCAUACUGAAAAUGCCAUUAGGCAGAAAAAUCAGGCUCUGAAUUAUCUACGAAUGGCAUCCAGGGUAGAUGCGGUGGCAAGUCGUGUCCAGACAGCUGUCACAACCAAGAAGGUCACCCAGUCCAUGGCAGGUGUUGUCAAGAACAUGGAGGCUGCCAUGAAAAGCAUGAACUUAGAAAAGAUCUCUGCUUUGAUGGACAGAUUCGAGAAACAGUUUGAGGACCUGGACGUACAGUCGUCAUACAUGGAGAACACAAUGAGUUCCACAACCACAGUUACUGUUCCGCAAAAUGAUGUGGAUCAUCUCAUGCGGCAAGUCGCAGAUGAGGCUGGACUUGAACUUGACAUGGAACUGCCUAGGGGAGAAACAGGCUCCAUAGCUUCAACUACUGUUUCUGCAGAGCAGGAUGAAUUGACACAACGAUUAGCAAAGUUAAGACAGUCAUGAGAGAUGUCUGGAAAAGCUCUCUAUUGUAUACAUUUUGAAAGAUGUACAAAAGGCCGAUUUUUUCUUAAAUCUUGCACCUUUUCCCGCAUAGAUCAUGUUCCAAACAGAAUUGUUUUUGUUCAUUUUUAGUAUAAAGACUGUAUAAAUUUGUAUGAAAAAUAAAUGCUUAUUUUAAA